AUGAGAUCGAUAAAUCCACGUGAAAACUCGAACUAUGAGCAGCAAGUCGAUAAAUUCACAGGAGGUGAGGUGCACAGCGUUCGUGAGUUCGUGGAGCUGGCAUUUCAAGAAAUUGGUCAAGAAAUAUUUUGGGAAGGCGAGGGCAUUGACGAAGUUGGGAAAGAGAAGGGAACGAACAUCACUCGAGUCACUCUUGAUCCCAAUUAUUUUGGUUUAACUGAAAUGACUGUUUUAGUUGGUGAUCCAAAAAGAGCUCAAGAAAAGUUGAAAUGGUCACCAAAGACCAAAUUUAAAGAAUUGGUGAAGGAAAUGGUUGCAGCUGACAUAUCACUGAUAACAACGGCAGCAUCGUGA
Molecule: messenger RNA, 354 nt
Organism: Adineta ricciae
Lineage: Eukaryota; Metazoa; Rotifera; Eurotatoria; Adinetida; Adinetidae
Source: the annotation of a GenBank genome assembly